AUGGGCGACAAGAAGCGCAAGCUCGCCGAGGAGGCCACCUCCCCCGAAGUGAAGAAGGCCAAGCGCGAAGACAAGAAGGAGAAGAAGGAAAAGAAGGAGCGCAAGGCAAAGGAAGUUGUCGAGGAGGUUCCUGUUGUUGAGAAGGAGGAGAAGAAGGAGAAGAAGGAAAAGAAGGAGAAGAAGGACAAGAAGGACAAGAAGGACAAGAAGGAGAAAAAAGAGAAGAAGGAAAAGAAGGAAAAGAAGUCCGAGCCCGAGCCCGAAGCCAUGGACGUCGACGAGACCCCCGCCGAGAAAGAGAACCAGGAGCCCGAGGCCGAGCCGGAGGUGACCAAGGAAGAGAAGAAGAAGGAAAAGAAGGAGAAGAAGGAUAAGAAGGACAAGAAAUCCAAGAAGGAGAAGAAGCAGCAGCAGGAGGGAGAAACGAAUACCGAGGCUCAGCCUACCAGCGAACAGACCGAAGAGCCUGCUGAGCAGGAGGAACAGCAGAAUAAGAAGAAUGUGCGGUUUAUCUGCUUUGUCGGAAACCUCCCCUACUCCGCCGACAAAGAGUCCCUCACCAAGCACUUCGAGAAGAUCGCCCCCGUUUCCGUCCGCGUAGCCACCCAGGUCGACAAGCCGACCAAGUGCCGCGGCUUCGGCUUCAUCGAGUUCGACAACUACGACCGCAUGAAGACCUGUCUCAAGCUGUACCAUCACUCCAUGUUCAACGAUGGAAAGUACCCGCCGCGACGGAUCAAUGUGGAGCUGACUGCCGGCGGUGGCGGUAACUCCAAGGACCGGAAAGACAAGAUCGAGGCCAAGAACAAGAAGCUUUUCGAAGAGAGACAGCGCAACGCCAAGGAAAUUCAGAAGGAGAAGAAGCGGUUAGAGCAGGUCGAGGAGACGGGUGUGGAUGACUAUGCUCAUAUUCAUCCUAGUCGGAGGCCCCGGAUGGCUUAG
Aspergillus niger is the source of this 942-nucleotide messenger RNA. RefSeq lists its product as uncharacterized. Lineage: Eukaryota; Fungi; Ascomycota; Eurotiomycetes; Eurotiales; Aspergillaceae. The coding region runs from base 1 to 942 and encodes 313 amino acids. The record is from RefSeq and is a predicted model, not a curated record. The transcript has 3 exons. Gene Ontology annotation, molecular function: RNA binding.